CUUACUCUGACAAGAAUUCAUAUCGACAGACCGUAUCGACAGACCGUAUAUACACGCCUGAUACCAAAGUGUAUAUUUAGUUUCCAACCUGACGCUCGAGUCGCAAUCCUCGUGGCAUCGCUUGCCCACACUCUCAACUCCGCCCAUGUUCCCGCAAUCUUGUGGGGCCACUGCCUUCUCACGCUUAAUGGGGUCCCAUCCAUUGUCGCUGCAGGUAUCCCUCUGCCGAGAAAUCACAACAUGCGUGUGUAGCUAGCUGCCUGAAUAGUCCGUCGACUUCAUGAUUCCAGAUGACUGCUUGGAGAUAGACGUCAGAGCCCUCGCUCAGCACAACGACCUUAGGCCGUGCCCCGACACCAAAUAUCGCGCCGCAAGCUCGGAGCAACGGCAGACGCCGCCGCCAGUUACCGUGGGGCACUAUCUUCAGCGAGAAACGCUCUGGUUUCUCACCAGUGAACCAUGCUCUAUUGUCCCCGAGCAAGCUAACUCUUCCGCCGCAGUUCGCCCAUGCAUCCGACAAAACCGUCUUUCCAACCUGGAGGCCAGGUCGAGGAUCAGGAGUCUUCAAGCCCGGAACAGACCAUAUGAUCGCCCUCAGACCCCACGUUCUCUUGGAAGCUUAUAUGCGUCUCUUCGCACGGGAUCAAAGCAACUCGUCAGUUCAUUCAACAUAUCCAUGAUUGCGUACAUGAGUCUCUAUGUCGAUGAAGACGGGCUGCUGGAUGCUAGUCUGCUUCCGGAGCCGCUCAAGGCGUCUUACAGGAACUUCCAGGAAGGUAAAAAGCCGACAUGUCAGUGGAUGUUGGAGCUUCAGGAGGCGCUCAGUUUGGUUGAGAAAGGUUCCGAUAGCCACGGCUCCUUUUAGGGGCAGAAUUGAGCCACCAACCGUGUGAAGUGUAUCGCAAUCACA
This is a messenger RNA of Parathielavia appendiculata, 910 nucleotides long. RefSeq lists its product as uncharacterized. Bases 281 to 865 code for a protein of 194 amino acids. The record is from RefSeq and is a predicted model, not a curated record. The transcript has a single exon. NCBI's taxonomy places the organism in Eukaryota, Fungi, Ascomycota, Sordariomycetes, Sordariales, Chaetomiaceae.